UGCCAAGAUCAGAAGGAAACGAUGGAGCACAUUUUUUGGGAAUGUCCAUGUGCUCAGGUUUGCUGGCAAAAGCUACCGGUAAUUUGUCACUGGAUAGGAGUACGUUGGGCUCAGGAUAAUAUUCCAGCUUUCCUGAUGUACUGCGCUAAGCGAGAAGCUCCAAACCUGUCGAAGGAAACGAAGCAAUGGCUCGCACAGGAACAUCCAGACGACGUCGACGCAUUCACCAACGAGUGGAAGCGCAUCUGGCGCGUCUUGAGCAGCAUUUGGGUCACCCACCUGUGGAUACAACGCAACCCAGCAGUCUACCAGCAUGAAGUGGUGACCAUAGCUGGCAGCGUGCACGAGUUCUGGAAACCAGGGCUACGGCAGCUACGGGCACUCGCAAAGCGGGAAUGCAGGCGAGCAGACUCCAAAAUUCAGGGCACCCGUCUUCUGCUUUGCCUACGCAAAUUAGCAAGACAACCCAGAGAGCCGUCACCAAUGGUGGUAAGCCCCGUACAACCACCGGACCGAUACAAGGCACCGGCGUUGCUAACCAGACGAAAAGUCCGGUUUAACAUUCUAGUACAUGCUUUUACGACUUAA
Molecule: messenger RNA, 588 nt
Organism: Phytophthora sojae
Lineage: Eukaryota; Oomycota; Peronosporomycetes; Peronosporales; Peronosporaceae
Exons: 1
Source: RefSeq, a predicted model, not a curated record